AUGGGAGAAGGGGAUUUUCUUGGUGAGGGCGAUUCAAAUCUAGUCAACAAUAUCCUGCCUCCAUCCCUAUCUAAGACGGCAUUCGAUAGGCUGAAGAAAGAGGUAGCCUGGAGGACCAUGUACCAUCGUGGUGGCGAGGUUCCAAGAAUGGUCGCGGUGGAAGGAGUAAUUGAUGAUGAUGGUGAUGAGAGAAGUUUCCCGAUAUAUCGCCAUCCGGCUGAUGAGUCGCCUCCUCUCCUACCAUUCUCCCCAACGGUACAGCUUAUAGUGGACUGCGUCCAAAAGGCCCUAAAACACCCGGUUAAUCACGUCCUGAUACAACACUACCGUGACGGCAAUGAUUACAUCUCUGAACACUCUGACAAGACCCUCGACAUUGUGCGAGGAUCCAAAAUCGUUAAUGUCAGCCUGGGUGCUCAGCGAACCAUGGUUCUCCGAACAAAAAAGGAUGCCGCAAUGCAAAAGGCUGCCGAAUCAAGAUCACAAGAGCAGUCAAACCAACCAGAAGGUCAUGGUCCGGAACGAACGACCCAGCGUAUACCACUUCCUCAUAACUCGAUGUUUAUCCUAGGCCUUGAAACAAACAAAAAGUGGCUCCAUGGAAUUCGACAAGACCGACGUGAGAAAGGCCUCAAGACCGCCCAGGAAAUGUCUCACAACGGCGAAAGGAUCUCCUUAACCUUCCGCCAUAUUGGGACCUUCCUCUCAGACAAAGAAGAUAAAAUAUGGGGCCAAGGUGCCGUCUCUAAAUCUAAGGCCGAGCGACGGCCUGUUAUCAACGGCGAUGAUCCAGAAACUCAAAGGCUGAUUGAAGCUUUUGGCUCUGAAAACCAUCAAAGUGACUUUGACUGGGACGCAGCCUACGGCGGCGGCUUUGACGUCUUGCAUUUCGUCCCACAGCUACCAAAACUAUUUUUUACAAAAGGUGAUAUCGGCAGCAUGCAAGUCCGCAUGUGCCUAUUGGAGAAAGGAAUUGUGUUCACUCCCUAUGAACUCGAGCCCAAUGAAACCAGCUCGCCUUCCUUCCGCGUUUUGAACCCUCGAGGUACCGCUCCAGUGUUUGUGGAUGUUGACCCCGAGAAAACAAUAGUUUGUGAGGCACUUUCAAUCCUUCAACACAUUGAAAUGUUCUAUCCCUCCAAGGACCCUGGGAAAUUUCUGCUGCCGUCCCCCAAAGAUGAAAGGGCCGCUUUUUCGAGGGUUCUACAACACAUGCAGGAAAGUGAAAAACUACACAAAGUAUUGGAAAGUGAUAACCAGGUGGCGAUUGAUACCGAGCUGGAGAUUUGGGACGCGCGCUUAUUUAGAACGAAAGGGUAUCUAUCGGGAUCUGAUAUCAGCCUUGACGAUACCGCUGUGUGGCCAGUCCUGGAGAACUAUAUGAAGCGAACUGGGUUAAAGCAUCUGGUUAAGUUUAGUGAAUUGGAUACGUGGUACAGCCUCGUUAAGGAAUGCGAUAGUGUUCAGGUCUUAUCUAAAGAGGUGGUUAGAGAUGCGGUAUCUGAAACAGAGGGGUUAGAAAACACUAUGGCAAGACUAAAGUUGGAGUCAGAGGUGAAGGAGACUUAA
This is a messenger RNA of Morchella importuna, 1569 nucleotides long. RefSeq lists its product as uncharacterized. The transcript has 2 exons. The record is from RefSeq and is a predicted model, not a curated record. NCBI's taxonomy places the organism in Eukaryota, Fungi, Ascomycota, Pezizomycetes, Pezizales, Morchellaceae. Gene Ontology annotation, molecular function: dioxygenase activity. Gene Ontology annotation, biological process: DNA alkylation repair; DNA repair. Gene Ontology annotation, cellular component: nucleus. The coding region runs from base 1 to 1569 and encodes 522 amino acids.